Messenger RNA from Cladocopium goreaui, 727 nucleotides. Lineage: Eukaryota; Dinophyceae; Suessiales; Symbiodiniaceae. The record is from the annotation of a GenBank genome assembly.
GAGUUGCGCAUGUCACCCUGGGCUGAAGCGCUGGGAACGGAUCGGCCAAAUCGGCCAAAUGCCCAGCCUGGGCAACGGCUCUGGAGGUGGCCUGCGUCACGUGGCGCUCGCGCGGCCAGCGACUUCCGAGUGACCUCGGAAGUCCCGGGCUGCGAGAUAGAUCCCAAUGACUUGGCAAUGCUGGAGAGGAUCUUGCCACCGGCUCUGUGCCUGGGCCGCUCCAACUUCCAGGGCCUGGGGCUUCGCGCUCGACGAAGCUUCGCACCAGGCUCCGACAUUGCCACGGAGAACGCCCUCACUUGGUGUCUGCCGGGCCAGUCCCAGAUGGGCACGGACAAGGGCUUCAGCGCCGCGCAGCUCUUCCCGGCGGAGCUGCUGUCGGAGCCAGAGAACCGCCGCUGCGCGCUGACGGCGGUGCUGUGCCUCCUUCAUGCGCGUCAGAAGCUGGUGUCGCCCAAACUCGCUGCAGUGGGCGUCUGGUUCCGUGUGACCAGUCGUGGACCCCGGCACUGGUUGAACGGCUCCCAGCGACGUCUGUUGGAACGAAAGGUUCAGACGGUCCGAAAGCUGUUGCAAGAGGCCCGCUUCAAGGGUGCAGCGAUGCCAUUGAAGAUCAGCGACCAGGAGAUUCUGGACAUGGAGCUGCGACGGAUCGGCACGGGGAUCGGCCAAGAUUCUGUGGUUCCUUUGACUUUUGCCUUCCUGAACCAUUCCUGCUGCCCCAAUG